Messenger RNA from Ananas comosus (pineapple), 2516 nucleotides. RefSeq names its product RNA polymerase I-specific transcription initiation factor RRN3-like. The record is from RefSeq and is a predicted model, not a curated record. Bases 133 to 2028 code for a protein of 631 amino acids. NCBI's taxonomy places the organism in Eukaryota, Viridiplantae, Streptophyta, Magnoliopsida, Poales, Bromeliaceae. Gene Ontology annotation, cellular component: nucleus. Gene Ontology annotation, biological process: transcription initiation at RNA polymerase I promoter. Gene Ontology annotation, molecular function: RNA polymerase I general transcription initiation factor activity; RNA polymerase I core binding. The transcript is spliced from 15 exons.
CGCCUCUUCACCCUCCUGAGCACUUUCGCCCUCAGGAGCCCUGUCCUCUGUCGCUCGCUCCUUCGCCGCCGCUCUCGAAUUAGGGCGCGGAGAUCCCCUUUCCUCACGCGAAACCCUAGAAAAGAGAGGAGCAUGGGAGCGGAGUUGAUGAGCAACGACAUGGCGGAGGACGGAUACAUCAGCGAUUCCGAGGCCUUCGAUUCGGUCGUUCAAGUGCUCGAUGCGGUUCGGAUGGCUCCAAGUUUGGUGGUUCAGAGUGACAGAGAUCAGUAUGACGCCUUGCUAAGUAUUGUUGACCCAGGAAAGAAGAUGGAUUCCGACAAGGAGGCUUUGCUUGUGACAGCUCUAAAGGCACUUACAGGGGCUGUAUCAAAAAUCGACAUCAUCUUCCACGGAUCACUUUUGAGCAAUAUAUUUGCCAUGCGCAUUUGGAACUAUGGGGUCGAUGCAAGGAAUGCUUUAUUGGAAUUAAUCACUUCCUUGGCUGCUGUACCUGACAAAUUUUUGGAUGGUUGUUUGCACAUGCUAGUUAGCAACUUCCUCCCACCUGAAAGGUUACUGGAAUUUGAAAGCCAUCCACGCUUCGUAGUAAAAAAGAAAGAAAUUCAUAAACAAUUGCACAUGGCUUUGCAUUAUAUAACUGAUUUGGUUCCUCUUGCUCCAAUGAAGUUGAAGGAAGUAAUUGAUAGGAGUAUGCCGAGGUGUAAUGAUGCUAAAGCUAAAAUUGUAGUAUUUGUAGAGUGCAUGUUAGGUGUACAAACUGACGACAUUGGGGAGUUUCUGGGAAACCUAUUGAUGGCGAAGGUGGUGGAUCUACUGACAGACCUAGAUGUAAAUAUAACGUGGGAAGACAUUCUACAGGAAGAACAGAACAAAGGCAUAUUUGACAUGGAGCUGGAAGAUUUAGAGGAAGAUGUAGAUAAAGAUGGAAAAGAUGGAAGAAAGCCUCUCGAAGAUAAUAACAGAGCUUUUAAGGGUAAUGCUUUUGCUGAAAAGCUGGAUGGCCUGAUGGUGGUUGUGUGUGAGCAUCUCAAAUCACGUGCAGAUGAUGGCCGUUUGUUUCAGGAAUUUGGCAUGCUUAUGGACAUCUUUAAGAGAUCCGUACUAAAGCUUCACAAAUCCAAGUUUGCUCAGUUUAUCAUGUUCUAUGCUUGUUCAUUGGAUCCUGAUGACUGUGGUGUGAAGUUUGCUGACAUUCUUACUGAUGUUUUUGUUGAUAAAUGUGAGGAUCCAACUUCAAGAAUGAGCGCUGUGUCAUAUCUUGCAAGUUAUCUAGCCCGGGCAAAAUUUAUUUCCCCUCCCGUCGUCAUGAGAAUACUCAAAAGAUUAGUGGACUGGUGUUUUGACUACUGCCGGUUUCAAAACGUCCAGGAGAAAAUAAUUAACCCCAAAUUUCAUCAAGUCUUCUACGCUGGUUGUCAGGCAAUGAUGUACAUCCUCUGUUUCCGCAUGAGAUCAAUAAUGGACUAUCCCGACCUCAGAUCUCUACUCUUCCACAUGCCUCUGGGAUUUGUCUUGUCUCACGCCUUGGAUCCUCUCAAGGUCUGUUUACCUUCUAUAGUCCAAGAGUUCCUUCGACAGGCGAAGGCUGCUCGAUUAUUCAAUGCCUCAGUGCCCUCGAUUUAUGAAAACUCACUUGAGUCUGAAUUGUCAAAGGCAUUUGGAGGAACAGAGAGAUUGGAUAUGUUCUUCCCCUUUGAUCCAUAUCUAUUAAAAGAUUCUGACAGGUUCGUGCGGCCGAAUUUUGAGUUCUGGUCCAUGGUCAAGACGACAUACAGCAACUGCAACAGUGAAGAAGAUGACGAGGAAUUCGACGACCUCGACGCCCCCGACUUUGCCGAAAACAUCGGGAGCUAUGAGGAUAACAAUAUUGGAUUCGAAAGCGAAGAUGAAGAUGAUUUAGGAUACUCGAUGAACAAGAUGUCGAUAACUCCGAAGCCCGCCUUCCAGUUCCCAAUGGCCACCGAUUUCCAAAUUCCCUCUCGAAUGCCUGCCAGGAUUAGACCCUCCGUUAGUCCGACAUGGUAACUACCCGCCUACAUUCUCAUCUAAUUUUUUAUCCGUGAGACAUUGGAGAGCCUUCAAAUGCGGAGGAUUUGGGGCAAAUUUGGACAAACAUUGUUGGAGAUGGCGGCGGCAGUUGAACAAUGGUGCAGUUGUGCCUAUAAAUCUCUGCGUACUUAUUUGCUUGAGUGUAAAGUAGAAAAUGGCGGUGUGACGGUCGGAACAUCUUGGGGGCGGAGUGUACACGAGCAAAUUACGACAUCUUUUGUUUUUCUUGUAGAAUACAAACAUUUGGUGUGAAAUUUUUGGUGUAUACGAGGAUUCUGUUGUUUCUUGUAGUAGGGGUUAUUUGCGACUUUGAGCGCGCGUUAUAAACAAAGUAUGCAAUCCAAUGUAUAAUGCUCUUCCUUUUUAUUUCUGUUUUGUUAGAAUAUUUUGUUAGUCAAAAUGUGACUGCGGUUGAAAGCCUGAAGCUAAAACGAGAACAAAUAAAGCCUUAGAUCUAUCUAUGA